AUGGCUUCUCCUAUACCUCAUCUACGAGCGGGCCGGACGGGCGACGUGGUGGAGAUGACCGCCCGUCCAAGGUCAGCAGGUUCAAAGGAAGACACCGAUGUUAUCGUCGGUCGGGCAGAUGUUGACUCGGAGUCUGAUGGGCCGCGCGAUGAGUUCAAAUCCACCAGCGCCGACGAGAUCAACAUGCGCCGAAUGGGAAGAAACCAACAGCUCGUCCGCUAUUUCCGUGUCAUCUCAAUGGCCUCGUUUGUUGCCAUUGCCACGGCUGCCUGGGAGAUAGGUCUUUUCAACAUCAGCCCGGGUUUGACUGACGGAGGCCGACCUGCUCUGGUAUAUUCUGUGCUUUGGAACUUUGUGGGCUUUGGCCCUAUAUAUCUAAGCAUGGCUGAGAUGGCCAGUAUGGCGCCUAUCGCGGGUGCCCAAUACCACUGGGUGAGCGAAUUCGCACCUGAAAGUCUCCAGAAAGUUCUCAGCUACUAUACAGGCUGGACCUCAACCAUGGCCUGGCAGGCAGGAAACGCACUUGGCGUUUUUCUCGUCGGCACGCUAAUUCAGUCCAUUAUUUCCAUCAACAAUCCCAACUACGCUUUCCCCAAGUGGCAUGCUACACUUCUCGUCAUCGGCGCUGUUAUCGUAGCCUUUGUCGGAAACGUGUUCGGUCACAAGGUGCUUCAUCUCUGGCAGAAUGCGGUUUUUGUCAUCCACGUCCUAGCAUACUUUGCGUUCAUCAUCCCUAUAUGGGUGAAUGCCCCACGAGCCACGACCAGUGAAGUUUGGACCGAGUUUACAAAUGAGGGUGGUUGGUCUAGUACUGGAUUUGCCGUUUUGGUUGGCCAACUUUCUGGCAUUUACACUCAACUUGGUCUUGAUACCGCUGCGCAUAUGUCCGAGGAAGUCAAAGACGCCGCGAAGUCUGUCCCCAAGGCGAUGAUUAGUAUCUAUAUCAUCAACUUCUGUCUGAUUUUCCCGGCCGUUCUUACGGUGGCCUACCACAUCCCCAACAUCGACGACGCACUUGCCGAUCCCACCUUGUACCCUACCAUCUACGUUCUACGACAAUCCAUGUCCACUGCAUGGAUGACAGUCAUACUCACUAUCAUAAUCGCGUUACUUAUCUGCUCAAACAUAACAUAUCUGGCUGCGGUCACUCGGGAUAUUUGGGCCUUCGCCCGAGAUCAAGGGUUCCCUUUCUCCAACUGGAUUUCAAAGGUCGACGAAAAGCGCCAUAUUCCCACAAACGCCAUCAUCGUUACAAGCAUUUGCAGUAUCUGCCUCAGUUUGAUCUACCUCGGCAGUCCCGUGGCCUUCUACGCCAUCACUUCUUUGCUCUCCGUGGCCCUGCUCCAGUGCUACUGUCUCAGCAUUGGCUGCCUCCUGUGGCGGAGGAUUUGUCACCCCGAGACCCUGCCUCCAGCCAAAUUCUCGUUGGGCAAGUUCGGCAUUCCUAUCAACGCCGCAGCCGUUGCAUUCGCUCUGUGGAAUUUCUUCUGGUGCUUCUGGCCUACUUAUUUUCCCGUAACGGCGUCCAACUUCAAUUGGGCCUCGGUGCUUUUUGGUGGUACUUUGAUUGGCGCGACAAUUCAUUUUAUUAUCGUGGCGCGCAAAAAUUACCAUGGGCCCGUCGCUUUGGUCGAGGGCAGGAAUGUGCAUAUCAACUGA
Molecule: messenger RNA, 1659 nt
Organism: Cladophialophora psammophila CBS 110553
Lineage: Eukaryota; Fungi; Ascomycota; Eurotiomycetes; Chaetothyriales; Herpotrichiellaceae
Exons: 3
Coding region: 1-1659 (552 amino acids)
Biological process (GO): transmembrane transport
Cellular component (GO): membrane
Molecular function (GO): transmembrane transporter activity
Source: RefSeq, a predicted model, not a curated record